AUGAAUUUAGCCAAUCAAAUUGUCACAGAAGGAACUAUUCCCGAGGAUUGGCGAAGAAUUAUAAUUAUCCCAGUAUACAAGGGGAAAGGUGAUCCUUUAGAUUGCGUGUCUUACAGAGCUAUUAAAUUCUUGGAACAUGCGAUGAAAGUAUUUGAGAGGGUGUUAGAGAAGCACGAUAUAAUUUUUGUGGUGAGACAGAUACAGGAAAAGUACUUUGCGAAGGAAAAGAAACUGUAUUAUGCGUUUGUUGAUUUGGAGAAAGCAUUUGACAGGGUGCCGCGUGAGGUUACUAGAUGGGCCUUGAGAAAAUCAGGUCUGGAGGAAUGGUUGGUUAUCGCAGUGAUGGUAAUGUAUGUGGGAGCACAAACAGCAGUAUUGACGGAUUAUGGUGAUAGUAAAAGCUUUGAGGUGAAGGUAGGACUUCAUCAAGUAUCCGUGCUGAGUCCAUUAUUAUUUAUCAUAGUAAUGGACGUGGUGGCUAGAGAAAUGGGUGAAGCGUGA
This is a messenger RNA of Gordionus sp. m RMFG-2023, 501 nucleotides long. RefSeq lists its product as uncharacterized. The coding region runs from base 1 to 501 and encodes 166 amino acids. The record is from RefSeq and is a predicted model, not a curated record. The transcript has 2 exons. NCBI's taxonomy places the organism in Eukaryota, Metazoa, Nematomorpha, Gordioida, Chordodea, Parachordodidae.